UUUAAAUAUUCCCCCGCCUUUUCAGCCACAGCACACAUGCGCGCGCAACUGGCGGGCAUCAACCGAUAGUUAUUACGCUGUACUGUUCCCUCCGAAUUCGCAAAUUCUGAGAAAUUCUGUUCAUAAUCGCAGAUACCGUUAUCAAUGACGAGUGCUAAAAUCGAUGUGGAGUACUGUGGCUCGUGUGGUCAUCGGAAACAGUUUUUGGAACUGGCGGGGAUCAUCAAAGAUGCUUGUCCCGAUUGUAAAAUUAGUGGAGACUGUGGACGACAAGGUUCAUUUGAAGUAAAAAUAAACGAUACAUUAGUCUAUUCAAAAUUACAAACAAUGGCUUUUCCUGCCUACAAUGAAGUGUUAGAUGUAGUGAAAGAAGUGUGUGAGGGCCAGCCAGUGAGACCAGUAAUUAAGCAACAACCGAUAGAUUGUUCAAUUAGUUGA
Messenger RNA from Diachasmimorpha longicaudata, 438 nucleotides. Its product is annotated as migration and invasion enhancer 1. Bases 145 to 438 code for a protein of 97 amino acids. The transcript is spliced from 3 exons. The record is from RefSeq and is a predicted model, not a curated record. Gene Ontology annotation, cellular component: cytosol. NCBI's taxonomy places the organism in Eukaryota, Metazoa, Arthropoda, Insecta, Hymenoptera, Braconidae. Gene Ontology annotation, biological process: positive regulation of filopodium assembly; negative regulation of apoptotic process.